AUGUCCUCUUUAUCUCUUCCCCAUCUUCACAUUAUGCAAGCAAGAAGAGAAAGAAGAGAGGGAGAGAGAGAGAGAUAAAGAGAAAGAUAAGAUUUAGGUGGUUCUAGAGAGAGAGAGAGAUGGGGAGGGGAAAGAUAGAGAUAAAGAGGAUAGAGAACACAAGCAACAGGCAGGUGACCUACUCAAAGAGGAGAAAUGGGCUGAUUAAGAAGGCUAAGGAAAUCAGUGUUCUCUGUGAUGCUCAUGUUUCUGUUGUCAUUUUUGCUAGCACUGGGAAGAUGCAUGAGUAUUGUAGCCCUUCUACUACGUUGGUUGAUAUCUUGGAGAGGUACCACAAGCACUCUGGAAAAAAGUUGUGGGAUGCUAAGCAUGAGAAUCUCAGCAGUGAAAUUGAUAGGAUCAAGAAGGAGAAUGAUAGCAUGCAGAUUGAGCUCAGGCACUUGAGAGGAGAAGACAUCACCUCUUUGCAUGGUCACAAAGAGCUCAUGGCCUUGGAGGAAGCUCUGGAAACUGGCCUUGCGAGUAUUCGUGACAGAGAGCAGAUGGAGCUCUUCAAGGCGAUGAAGAAAAAUGAAAGGAUGCUGGAGGAUGAUAACAGGCGCCUCCAAUGCAUGCUGCACCAGCAAGGGAUUGACAUGGAGGGUGGAGAUAUGGAGAACGGAUAUCAUCAUCAGCAUCAGCAUCAUCACCAUCAUCAAGUGAGAGAGUACCAGCCACAGAUGCCUUUUGCCUUCCACAAUCUCCAGAUUCAGCCAAUUCAGCCAAAUUUGCAGGAGAGGUUUUAAUGUCUGCUGAAAUAUAUAUUCUACAAGUUGAACUUAUAUAUAAUUAAUCUCUGGCUUGUUGGAACUGUAAUGGGGAUCGAACCUUUAAUCACCUACUUCUGGUACUAGUAGUAGUAGUGAUGGUGGUCGUAGUAGAACUUGUAAUAAGGUAAAACUUGGUUAAUUUGUGCAACAAUUAUGUGUGGGAGUUAUAUAU
Messenger RNA from Rhododendron vialii, 981 nucleotides. RefSeq names its product agamous-like MADS-box protein MADS9. Gene Ontology annotation, molecular function: protein dimerization activity; RNA polymerase II cis-regulatory region sequence-specific DNA binding; DNA-binding transcription factor activity, RNA polymerase II-specific. Bases 120 to 785 code for a protein of 221 amino acids. Gene Ontology annotation, biological process: positive regulation of transcription by RNA polymerase II. The transcript has 7 exons. Lineage: Eukaryota; Viridiplantae; Streptophyta; Magnoliopsida; Ericales; Ericaceae. Gene Ontology annotation, cellular component: nucleus. The record is from RefSeq and is a predicted model, not a curated record.